AUGGGCGCCUCAUUGGGCGCUUACAAAUACACCUACAGAUCAAAAUGGACCAUGUGUACUCUACCCUGGCAACCCGACUUCCUGUCCCGAACUAAAUAUGUACCCUAUAACAGCACAUCACCAGCACAACCCACCAAUGACCCCAGCACUUGUCAUUGUACCGGUUGUCACGCCCCACCUGGUGCGGAUUACCUUUGUAUCGAGCCCGAUACACUGACCAGCCAGGCACAAAUGUGCAGACUCAAGUACUCCAAAGUAACUGGUCAGCAACGCACCGCAGGUGACCCAAGACUUACAAACUGCUCGCGUAUCACCUGCAAACCCUACCCGGUGACCCCAGCAAGUACAAACUUACCGGUUGUCACGCCCCACCUGGUGCGGAUUACAUUCUGA
[Candida] anglica is the source of this 393-nucleotide messenger RNA. The record is from the annotation of a GenBank genome assembly. Lineage: Eukaryota; Fungi; Ascomycota; Pichiomycetes; Serinales; Debaryomycetaceae.